Molecule: messenger RNA, 783 nt
Organism: Pseudoliparis swirei
Lineage: Eukaryota; Metazoa; Chordata; Actinopteri; Perciformes; Liparidae
Product: granzyme A-like
Exons: 5
Coding region: 1-783 (260 amino acids)
Biological process (GO): proteolysis
Molecular function (GO): serine-type endopeptidase activity
Source: RefSeq, a predicted model, not a curated record
AUGUUCCACCCGAGGGAUUUCACUGUUUUCAUCUCCUGCGUGGUCCUCCUCAUCGUCGUCCAGUCCAGUCACGGUUCAGAGAUUAUUGGCGGGAAAGAAGUGAAGGCCCACUCGCUGCCUUUCAUGGCUCUGAUGGAGAACCCGAAAAAGAAGGAGAUUUGUGGGGGGACACUGAUCCACCCAUCAUGGGUCCUGACUGCUGCCCACUGUACCGGCGUUAAGAAGGUGUUUCUUGGGGUGCACUCCAUCGCAGAAAAGGAGUCCAGCCAGGUCCGCGUUGUUAAGAAGGAAGUCUGUCACCCUUGCUAUGAUUCAACUGAUAAGGUCAACGACCUUCUGCUAGUGAAGCUCAACAAACCGGCGAAGCGAACCACGACGGUGAAAUGGCUCCCGUUGGGCAACAACGCCAAAGACCCGGUGGCUGGCGCCACCUGUCUGGUGGCCGGAUGGGGGGUAACGGACAUCGUUGCCAAGAAGAUUUCGGACGUCCUGAAGUCGGUCAACGUGACCGUGAUCGACCGAGUGAAGUGCAACAGCCCAAAGUAUUACGGCCUACGUCCCGUCAUCACCAGAGGAAUGAUAUGUGCCGGUUCCAACGGCCAGAACAAGGCCGACACCUGUCAGGGGGAUUCAGGAGGCCCACUGUUGUGCGAUGGAGCGCUAGUCGGCGUCACGUCUUUUGGAAAGGGGUGUGGCCUGAUUGAUAAGCCCGGAGUGUACGCUUUCCUGUCAGAGAAACAACUCGUCUGGAUCAAAAAGAUCACGAACAAGUCUGAAAUAUAA